Molecule: messenger RNA, 6020 nt
Organism: Hylaeus volcanicus
Lineage: Eukaryota; Metazoa; Arthropoda; Insecta; Hymenoptera; Colletidae
Exons: 19
Coding region: 403-2622 (739 amino acids)
Biological process (GO): transcription elongation by RNA polymerase II; translation; regulation of transcription by RNA polymerase II
Cellular component (GO): DSIF complex; ribosome
Molecular function (GO): structural constituent of ribosome; mRNA binding
Source: RefSeq, a predicted model, not a curated record
ACCUUCCACCAAAAAUACUUUCGCCUCCUUCUCCAUUAUUAAACUCAAAAUCUCCACUUUGAACAAUGGAGCCUGGCACAAUUUUAAAAAAAUGACAGCCUUUAUAACUAAGAGAAAUGUUAAAGAAAAUUUGAAUUGUCCGCCCCAUAGAAAAUUACCUGGUCGAAAUUUUUUUGUAGACCCAGUAACAACAGAGUCCAACACUGUUUCUGUUGCCAUUUAACAGAAUUAACCGAUGACGCAUCUCCGUUAGAAUCUAAUGAACCAAUUGAUACUGAUGGCAAUAUACAAACAACAAAGGAUCAUACCUCUGAAGAAAAUCAAAUAAAAUCCAAUGAGAAAACAAAAAAAAGUCGUCAUGGAAAAAAAAGAAAAACGACUAGUACUUCAGCAAGCCAUGUGAUGGCACGCAAUUUCAUCGAUACAGAAGCUUUAGUGGAAGAUGAUGACGAAGAAGAUGAAUCGGAAACUGAAGAGUUAAAGCAGUUCUCAGACGAAAAUGAUCUUGAACCUGAUGAUGAAGUUGGGUCGGAUCAUUUAAAACGCAGAAAAAUAGAUGUUGAUUUGCCUUCGAGAAAAGAGUAUCGUGGGUCCAAAACACAUUUACAAACUACUAUUGGGGAUUUAGAAAGAAGGUAUCAAGAUCAAACAGGAACGGAUGACGAAGUUCCCGUUUCAGAGGAUGAUGUCGAUUAUGAUUCAGAGCAUCAAGAGGAAGAUGGAAUUCAUGAAACCUAUCGUUAUCAGGCACAUGAUUCAUCAGCGUUAUUCCUUGAUGCUAAAAAUGCUCACUUAUGGAAAAUAAGAACAAUUAAAGGAGUCUCCUCACAAGAUGUUGUGAUUGGAAUUAUGAAUAAAUGUAUGUGCAUGAAAAAAAAAAAAAAAAGCUUUCCUCUACUUUCUGCGUUUGCGCCAAAAAAUAUAAAAGGGCAUAUUUAUGUUGAAGCUUCCAAUCUUGCACAAAUUAAACGAGCCCUUUAUGGAUUGAAAAGUUUGAUAUUAUCAAGUAUAAAAAUCGUUCCAGUAGCGGACUUGAAUAAUAUUUUUGGUAUGGGUGAACAAAGAACUAAACAAGUACAUCGUCAUGAAUUGGUGCGAAUUCGAGGAGGAAUUUACGCGAAUGAUUUAGCUCAAGUCACAAAUGUGGACGACAGUAAUACCAACGUUUGGGUUCGACUUGUUCCACGUAUCAAUUUGACUGAUUUAUGUGAACCAAAAGCCGAACCUAUUCAAAAAAAAAAACAAAUUGUUGCAAAUUUAUUGUUAAGAGAAGCGAUUGAAGCCAAAGGGGGAACGAUUGAUCCUGGGCCUCAUUAUGGAACGUUUCGUUUUCAAAAUAAAUUAUUCACGGAAUCGGGUUACUUAAUAAAACAUGUUCUUAAAAAAAUGCUUAUAACAGGAGCACAAGUUGCUGUUACAGAUGAAGAAGUGAAAGAGUUUGGUAAAGGAUUACUUACUGGAAAUGAUGAAUAUGGAAGUUAUGAUGAUUUACUUGCUGCGGUUCCUCAUGCAAAGUUACCUAUUUAUAAUAUUGGGGAUAAUGUUUUGGUUCAUUCUGGAGAUAUUGCAGGUGUUACGGGAUGUGUGGUUGCAGUGAACGGGAAAACUGUGAACGUUCAAUUGGACGAUAAAUCUUUUCAAAAUGAAAUCUCUGUUGAAACCCACUCCUUAACAAAACUUUUCAAAGUAGGAGAUUCAGUGAAAAUCGUUGGAGGGCAGCAUAAAGGAGCGUCAGGUUUAAUUACAUCGGUAGACCGAGAAAAAACAACCGCUGCUGUUUUUUAUCCAACAUUGGGAAAACCUUUAAAAUGUUUUUUAAAUGAUUUACAAAUCUGUUCAGAUAUUAGUAUAGCUACGACAAGUACUUUAAGCGGGUUUUGUGUAGGAGACUUUGUGCAGUUAAGUGAACAAGAACCUGCUUUAAUAGUUCGUAUUGAUACGGGUGGAGCUUUUGUCGUUUUAACAAUUCAUAAUCAAAUCCACGCUGUCCCAUUGUCUCGUGUAACGUCGAAAUGUUUCAAUGAAUUCGCAGUAUGCGUAGAUCGUCAUAGAUAUAAAUUUGGUAUAAAAGCUGUUGUGACAACGGUGCUAAAUGGAAAAAAAAUAAGUGGACGUGUGUGCCAUAUAUGGAAAAAUCAUGUUUUUUUAAAACUAAACACAAUAGAAGAAGGACAUUAUGGAUUUAUGGUUUGUGAUUCAAAGGAUGUAUCGGUGAGGGCUGCUGAUACAACACAACAAGAUCAUUUGUCUUGGCAAAAAACCUCCACAUCACAACGACCUUCAUCCUCAAAUUACAAUACACCACACCAUUCAAAUUUCAGAAAGCUAGGUCCACGAGGAGGCCGCCAAUGGGUUGGAAAUCGUGUACGUAUCAUUUCUGGUAGAAAUAAGGGAUCCUUUGGUGUCAUUUUGGCAACAGAAUCCGGUGGUCGCUUACGAAUCCAGUUAUCACAAAAUGAUAUUGCUGCUUGUUUCACCCGCAACGAGUUGAUUAUUUUAGAUGAAAACGACCAUAAGCGUAAAGGAAGAUAUUCUGAUGCACGCUCAGCAGAAAAGGAUACAAGCCAGUGGUCUAACUAUUUUCAAGAUGUUCUGUUAUCUACAAAAAGCUCAUCUCGUUAAAAAAAAUUGUUUUCCAUGUUCCUAACAAAUGUUUUAUAUAAUUUUUAACAACACAUGUUGUUUUUACUGUAAAAGAGUUAUUUAAAUCUGAAGUAAACUAAUAUGUUCUCUUAUUACAUUUUAGUUUUUGUAAAAGUUUCUGUGACAUCAGCAUAAAUUCACAUGAUUCUUCUAACUUAUGCAAGGGGGCUAGUACUCGUAAAAACACAACUGCACUAAAUUCUUUCUGUUGUACUUCUAAUUAAAGGUGUACUCUACAACUUUCUUAAAGCUUAGUAAAUUUUCCAUUAUAACAUAUACUGAUCCUGUCUCACGUCAUUUUUUUUAACACAGUUUUUUUUCUACCUUGUUCUAGUAAUUGUCAUGAUGGAACAUUCAAACGUAGUCAUACCUCGAGUUAAUUUACAAAUGCUCCCAAAAUUUAUAGGAAAGACAGUUCGCUUUAUUGGUCAAGUUUCAUCUUACGACUCUGAAAAAUACACUUUGACUCUACAUACAAACUCAGAUUUAUCAUGUCUCAAUGUAUCUCUUACGGAUUCUAAUUUGUGCUUAUCACCUAAUGAUUAUGUAGAAGUUUUUGCCAAAGUCAUUUCAGCUAUCCAAUUGAGUCAAUAUGGAGGGAUAAUAAACUUAGGAAAACACUUAGGUAAGAUAUGUGUUUUAGUUAAUCUAGUAAGCUCAAAUCUGUUAGAUAUGGACCUUGUUAAUGAAGCUAUUAAGUUGUCUUGGCAUAGUCGUUUUCGUCAAUACUUUCAGCCUUUGUGUGACUCUAUAGAGCAGUGAUUUUACGUUUGCAUCAUAAUCCCAUAAGAACCAAUCAGUUUUCAUACCCAAUUCUACAUCCUAAGACACACAUCACAUUUGAAUAAUAUGUACAAAUUUACAUUUUGCUUUAUCGUCCCCAAAAAAAAAUUAUUUAAGACAUGGCUGCGCACGAUAAAAAAUACUUAAACAGUAUCCGUUUUACCACCUUUUGUUCUACUAAACCAAAAUUUUGUUAAAGUAUAAUAACUACACAAUGUCUCAAUAAAUUUAAUAAGGAAAAGUAGCUGAAGACAACUGUUUCUCAUUGAGAAAAGGUUAUCUAAUUCUAUUUAACGUAAAAGUGAAAAAAGGCUAUCUAAUUCUAUUUAACGUAAAAAUGAAAAAAGGUAAAAAAAAGUUUUGUUUUUAUAUGCUGAUGUAAUAUUUUGUGAAAAAAAGCGAUGAAGAAGGAAAGAUAAAAAUGAUUUGAUAAUUGAUUUAGUUCGUUAGUAAGUUAUCAUACUUUUCUUAGUUUAGAAAUAAGUCAAAUGUUAAUAUGCACAAAGUGAUUUUUAUUCACAGCUUUGUUUGUCUCCCGUCUUAAAAAGAUCAAAGUAAAUAAAAAAAUCCUGCGAGAGUUCGAGUGAUGUAGAGAAGCGUUUAGAGAAGCUUUAUUCAUAAAAUAGUUCAUCAUUUUUAUAUAUGGUUAUCUAAAAUACCAUUAUGUAUUCAUUUUUCAGUUUAAGUGCAGAACUUUCUGUUUUUGUUUUUAUUUUUUAUACAUGCUCUUUAUCGCUAAACACACAGAAAGGCAGCAUAAAUUUAUUUGUUAACUCUUUACCCGCUACUACAGGAAGUACUAGCUCAAGUGAAACUAAAACGGUUGUCAUUCGUAAUGAAUACGCUGAUAAUAUUCCAGAAAGUACCACCACAAGCAUAAGAGUCAGUUCUGGAGUUAGGAAUAGAACUGUAUCAUGUCCUUCUGGUUUUUCUAAGCUAGGGAAACAAUGUAUUAAAACGACAAGACAGGCCGCAACAAUUGCAUGUCCUAGUGGAUAUACUUUAUCUGAUGAAAAUACUUGUAAUCGUUACUUCAGUCGAGAAUAUGGAUGCCCAACUGGGUAUGACCCCUAUGAUGGUGUAUGUAGACGAUCGCAAACCGCUCCGAUCUUUUAUGAGUGUCCAGAUGGAUACUUCAUGAAAAAAGAUGCAGAUUACUGCGUUAAAACUUCUCAGCGUGCAAACGUUGAAGCAUGUCCUUCUGGUUCCAGACAAGUUGGCGACAUGUGCGUCAUUGAAAGCGUAGAAGUUCCUGAAACUAUAUGUCCUGAUGGAUUCACGCUUGAUGUGGGGGAUUGCGUUAUUGAAGAAAUUUAUGAUUGUACGCCAGACUUAACAGGACCUGCUGAACAAAAAGUUUAUGAUUUAUCAAAUAAGUAUGGUUUUCACUCAUUUUCUUAUAAUUUAACUAAAUUGGAUACCGACGUCACUGAAAACGAAACGUUUUCAACAGAAACGGAAAGACCCAGCAUAUCAAGAUUUAGUCGAUAUCGUCCUGAAAUGGGAAAUGAUCGUCAGCUUUCAAAGUUAAUGCCCAAAAAAGGAGGCCAGUUACGCCGUGGUAUUCUUACAUAUACUGUUGAUAUGCAGCCGUCAAAUGCCGUUUUUGAAAAAGAAACCGUAAUCUCAUCUUCAUCAUCGACAGUUGAAGCUUGUCAGGGCAAUGAUGAAAGUUGUAAAACUACACAAGAUUCUUCUCCCACCACUGUUACAUCACAAACAAGAAUGAUUCCGAUGGGAUAUUCAACCUAUGUACUUAGUGAUAAUUCUGACGAGACUACAGUGACUACUGAUUCGACAAUCACUGAUACGACAAUCACAGAUUCGACAAUCACAGAAACGUCUGAGGAGACAGUUAAUACACAAAGAAACACUGUCAAUUUGACAAACUCCAUAGCUACAGCUCCUUUUUCUGCAAAAAACGACUAUGUUUACGAAGACUAUGUUUUAAAUUCUAUGUGUAGUCGUAUUCGCCGGGAACCAGCUCACAAUAUUUGUCCACGAGGUGUCUUAGAAGGAGAUGUAUGUCGUCUGACAACUGAAGUAAAAUCAAUUGCUGUUCCAGGAGGUAUUUUAGAAGAGAAAAUCAGCCCGACUCCUAGAUGUCCUCCAGACUAUAGCCGAGAAAAUUUGGACAGCGAUAUAUGCAGUAUAUAUUAUGAUAUAGCCAUGAAUUUCUUUUGUCCAACUGGAACUAUAGACCUUACUGAUCGAUGUUUGAUGCAAACUAGAAUCACGUAUAUUUGCGAUGCUGGAUUCGAGUUAGAAAACAAUAGUUGCGUUCAAAUCCAGUUUGCUGAACCGCUUCUCGAAUAUGUUGUCAGUUAUUCUUGCACAGGGAAAAAUUGUGACGAGGCCAACAAUUCAUUGUAACGUGGUCUAAAUCAGUUUUCUUUUGUAACUAUAUUUUAAAUACUUAUCGUAUAUAAGUAUAUCUACAUUUCGAUUUCUUUUACAUGCACCCCUUUUCUUUUGACACCGAAGUUAUAAGUAAAAGAUGGCUUUAUAGUGAAAUAAUUUUUUUCUAUUAAAAAAUUUCGCUUUAACAAAAAAAAGUCUACGCCCACUGAUGAGUGUGAUUUACAUAUUUAUAA